Rana temporaria (common frog) is the source of this 1233-nucleotide messenger RNA. Its product is annotated as E3 ubiquitin-protein ligase TRIM21-like. Bases 1 to 1233 code for a protein of 410 amino acids. Gene Ontology annotation, molecular function: protein binding. Lineage: Eukaryota; Metazoa; Chordata; Amphibia; Anura; Ranidae. The transcript has 3 exons. The record is from RefSeq and is a predicted model, not a curated record.
AUGGCGUCUGCUGAUCUGAGAGCUGAGCUGAAAUGUGCCGUCUGUCUGAAAAUUUAUACCAAUCCCGUAAUGCUGAAAUGUGGACACAACUUCUGCUGGGACUGUAUUUCUCGUGUGCUGGAUACACAGGAGGAAUCUGGAGAUUACGUCUGUCCUGUAUGUAGAAAAGGGUCCAGGAGUCGUCCUGAACUGCACAGGAACAUAACGCUACAUAACAUAGUGGCGCACUUCCUGUCUGCUCAGCCAGAUCAGGAGUCCGGGGUCUUCUGUACUCACUGUGUGGACUCUCCUGUACUCGCUGUUAGAUCUUGUCUACACUGUGAGGUUUCUAUGUGUAAUAAACACGUGAGAGUCCACAAAAAGUCCCCAGAACACAUCUUAUGUGCCCCCAUCUUGUCCAUGGAGAGACACACAGGACAUAAGGUGGUCUCGCUUAAUGAGGCCUGUGGGAAGAAGGAGCUGCUGAGGAAUGUUCUGAAGAAACUUCUGACAAAGAGAGAGGAGAUGGAGGAAAGAGUCCAGAGUCUGCAGGAACACAGGAGGAAAGUAGAAGAAGCAGCUGGUGACACCGAGAGAGUCAGACAUCAGAAAGACCUGGAGAAGAGAGUCCUGGAGGACAUCUCCGAAGCUGCAGACUUAUUACUGGAUGUAAACACAGUCUUUAAAUAUCUCCAUAUAUCAGAUGACAAGAAAACUGUAUCUGGGUCAGAAUUAUACCAGUAUUACCCAGAAACCCCAGAGAGAUUUCAGUAUUGUCCUCAGGUGAUGAGCAUUCAGAGUUUCUCCUCAGGGAGACAUUACUGGGAAGUGAAAGUUGGAGGAUCUCAGAAUUGGAUAGUUGGGAUGUGUUACCCCAGUAUAGACAGGGGGGAAUUACUUCUCUCAGAGAUUGGAGAGGAUAACAAGUCCUGGGGUUUGUACAGGGGUAAUGAUCACUAUUGGGUGGCACAUAACAGUGAUGAGAUCCCUUUAUCUGCCAAUCUCUCCAGUAACAGAGUUGGGAUAUAUCUGGAUUAUGAGGCCGGGCGGAUCUCCUUUUAUGAUAUGUGUGACCCGAUCCGACACAUCCAUACCUACACCACCACCUUCACUGAGCCCCUCCACGCUGUGUUGGGUGUUUGGCUCUAUAAAGAUAUGUGGGGGGGAAUAAUGAGGUGUGAUAACUCCACCCAGAGUCUGGUGACAUCAGAGACAGGCAGUGGGAUUGGUUUAUUGUUCAACCAAUGCUUUUAG